UCUAUAACCUCCUGAUAAAGAACGUACGCUUGGACACUACAGUGCUUGAUUGCUCUGCCUUCGCUUCAGUUCAGUUAUUUACAAUGCUUCUCACCAAGGCCCAAUCAGUUCUCCGUGUUAAACAAUGUCAGGCGUUCAGUACAUCAGCUCUACGGAGCCAGGUUCCGGAGAAAGAACCUGUGGACGGAUCUGAACCUAUCCGUCCUGCUCCUGCUCAGAUGGGUAAAAUGACGGAUAUUGGAAGCCGGAAACUGUUCAGCACUGACCAGGAUAUGUUCCGUGAGUCUGUAAGGAAGUUUAUGAGGGAGGAACUCCAACCCCAGCAGGAGAGCUUUGAAGACGCUGGACAACCAACCAGGGAAUCCUGGCAGGCCAUGGGGAGACAAGGUUUACUCGGAGUAAACAUUUCUGCGGAUAUUGGAGGGAUCGGAGGAUCUUUUAUUGAUGAGAUGAUCGUUGCAGAGGAGCAGUCCUAUGCAUUUGUAUCCGCUCCAGCUAUGGCCCUUCACUCGACCAUAGUUAUGCCAUACAUAGCUCACUACGGAACCAAGGAACAGCAGGAUCGUUAUAUCCCAGCUAUGACUGCUGGAGAUUGUAUAGGAUCUAUAGGAAUGACGGAACCUGAUGCAGGUUCUGAUCUCCAGGGUAUUAGAACCAAUGCUAAGAAAGACGGAUCAGAUUGGAUAAUAAAUGGGAGUAAGAUCUAUAUUACUAAUGGUUGGCUCACAGAUUUAUGCGUAGUUGUUGCUAAAACUAAGAUGGAUGCUAAGAGAGCUGCGCAUGGAGUUUCUUUAUUCCUAGUAGAUGCUGACACACCUGGAUUUCACAAGGGUAGAAAACUCAAGAAACUUGGACUUAAGGGUCAGGAUACAGCUGAACUAUUCUUUGAGGAUGUUCGUGUUCCAGCAAGUGCUCUGCUAGGUAAGGAGAACACUGGGUUCUAUCAGCUCAUGGAGCAGCUACCCCAGGAGCGUCUCCUCAUUGCCGUCCACUCCAUCGCUACCUCCGAGGCAGUGUUUGAGGAGACAAGAACCUGGGUGAAGCAUAGAAAAGCGUUUGGUCGUCAUGUAUCUGAUCUUCAAACUGUUCAACAUAAACUAGCAGAACUCAAGACCUCUAUAGCAGUGUGUAGAGCAUUUAUAGAUCAAUGUAUGGAGUUACAUGAACAUAAGAAACUAUGUGGAGAGAUGGCUAGUAUGGCUAAAUACUGGGCAACUGAUCUUGAGAACAAGGUUGCUGGGGAUUGUCUUCAGCUUCAUGGAGGAUGGGGAUUCAUGUGGGAGACUAAUAUUGCCAAGGCCUAUGCUAGCUCCAGGGUUCAGACAAUCUACGGUGGAACUAAUGAAAUAAUGAAGGAGCUUAUUGCUAGGAACAUAACAAAGCAAUAAGCUGAAAAUUUUGUUUUUAUUUAAUCCUUAUCUUACAACCUUGUUUUUAUUAACAACUAUAUAUGUUAUCUUAUAGAAUACAAGUUUCUUUGUUAAAUCGAAGAUUUUCAAAUUUCUUAAGAAUAUAAAUGUACUUUAUGGAACCAAUAUAUUUUUUUUGUCAAA
Molecule: messenger RNA, 1553 nt
Organism: Eurytemora carolleeae
Lineage: Eukaryota; Metazoa; Arthropoda; Copepoda; Calanoida; Temoridae
Product: long-chain specific acyl-CoA dehydrogenase, mitochondrial
Exons: 1
Coding region: 84-1388 (434 amino acids)
Biological process (GO): fatty acid beta-oxidation using acyl-CoA dehydrogenase; carnitine metabolic process, CoA-linked; long-chain fatty acid catabolic process
Cellular component (GO): mitochondrion
Molecular function (GO): flavin adenine dinucleotide binding; long-chain fatty acyl-CoA dehydrogenase activity
Source: RefSeq, a predicted model, not a curated record